AGCAUCACAUGAAUAAUUUUCUAAAACCUGUGUGGAUUUUAUUUGACUAUAUUUCAUGUUGUUUAAAUACUUUGACGUUAAUAGUAAAAUGACAGUUUCGACAGAAACUUUGCUAAAGGGAUGACUGCCCCUUUAAGAGCGGCGACCAGCUGCUCAGCGCCCAAUCGCGGCGCGUAAACUGAACUUUGUUGUUGUCAGCAACUAAGAGCUAACUGUUAGCUAGCGUUAGCCGGACACCGAGCUAAAGAGGCGAUAUCUUGCACCCUAUUCGUCCUAAUAACGGAGGAAAGCACGGUAAAAAUUUAGCUUGGACUGCUACGAACGUAAACAAGUCUCUUCCAUUAGCAUUUUGCCUCCGAUAUCAACAAAAAUGACAUCUGCGCUGUCUGAUCCAACCCUAGAAAGACAUUUUAAGGGUCACAGGGACACCGUAACAAGUGUGGACUUCAGCUGCAACAUGAAACAAAUCGCCACAGGCUCCAUGGAUUCCUGUGUGAUGAUCUGGAACAUGAAACCUCAGAUGCGAGCGUAUCGUUUUGAUGGACACAAAGAUGCCGUCCUUUCCGUCCACUUUUCCCCAUCAGGCCAUCUGGUGGCCUCUGCCUCCAGAGACAAGACUGUACGUCUUUGGGUGCCAAGCAUGAAGGCUGAGUCAACAGUAUUCAGGGCUCACACUGCCACUGUGCGCAGUGUUAACUUUUCUGGUGAUGGACAGACUCUGGUCACGGCCUCUGAUGACAAGACAAUUAAAGUGUGGACAACCCACAGGCAAAAGUUCCUCUUCUCUCUCAACCAGCACAUCAACUGGGUCCGCUGUGCCAAGUUUUCUCCAGACGAUCGCUUGAUUGUGUCAUGCAGUGAUGAUAAGACCAUAAAGCUGUGGGACAAAAACAGCAGAGAGUGCAUUCAUUCUUUCUAUGAACAUGCUGGUUAUGCAAACUAUGUGGACUUUCAUCCCAGUGGAACAUGUAUUGCUGCAGCUAGUACUGACAACUCUGUCAAGGUGUGGGACAUCAGAUCGCAUAAGAUGCUACAGCACUACCAAGUUCACAGCGGUGUGGUGAACAGUUUGUCUUUCCACCCAGCUGGUAAUUUCCUAAUCACUGCGUCCAGCGAUUCCACAAUGAAAGUCCUGGACCUCGUAGAGGGCAAGCUGCUGUAUACACUGCACGGUCACCAGGGUCCAGUCACCUGUGUGGCCUUCUCUAGGACAGGGGAGUACUUUUCCUCUGGAGGCUCUGAUGAACAGGUAAUGGUGUGGAAGAGCAACUUUGACUGUGUUGAGUUCAGUGAUGGCGUCAGACUGCAACAUAAAACGGCUUCCAGUUCACAGACACCAACGGCUACUUCCACAACUCACUUCCCCCUUAAUUCGCAUACAUCUGUGUUACAUAGCAAGACCUCUGAUCCAGCUCAGCAUUUUAAAAGGCAGGACUCUCAAACUGCUGCCCACACUCAGAGCUACAGACAGAUUGGCAUCCAGAGCAGAGCAUCUCAUUCCCAUGCCAAUGGAAGCCACAGCAUCAGUUCCUCCACCGCCCAUCAGACACAAACACAGAGUUUACCGCAGCAUUCACCCCAGGGUCAAGCACAGUCCCAUGCUUCAGAUGGAGGGGUCCCACCUGGUCUAGCCAACACCCUGGAACACAUUAUAGGCCAACUGGAUAUUCUCACUCAGACGGUUUCGAUCUUGGAGCAGCGGCUGACGCUGACGGAGGAUAAGCUCAAGGAGUGUUUGGAGAACCAAAUGGAAAUCGGUCUACAUCUCCAGAGAAGCGAGGAGGCUUAAAGUUAGCGGUACCAGAGACACAUUGAUCUGUGGUGUUGGAGGGGGGAAGUGUGGUUGCAUCAACACCAUACACCGUUGCCAUUUGAUCACACUGAAAGCGAGGACUGAACCUUAAAUGCACACUGAGCCGUCCUGCUGAUGUACUGUGUCUGGCUGUGUUGAAAAGAGAUAUGAGAAGUGAAGGAGUUGAAUAUUAGAAAAGUUUCAGUACAGCAGUGCUGAGCAUGCAGUCGCUUUCCUGCUGACAAAAAGACCCCACUUUACCGCUGUGAGACACUGUGUGCGAUUGAGCGUAAUGGUUGCCUGUACAGGUGUUGACACUUGUGCACAGUGUGUAUGUUUUUACCCAGUCUGUAUCGUGCAGGAGGCCAUUAGCCACUGGGUUUUUUUCACUGAAAAGUGCAUAUUUGUGUAACCAUCAGUCAUAUUUGUCAUUUUUGAAAGGAAGGAUAUGGCUCAAUGAUCCUGUUGCGUUAAGACAGUUACUCAAGACGUUUGUUCUCUGGUAACGUUUACAGAGCCCCCACAGUGCCUUUAUUUAGUUUAAGGUGAGAGAAUGUUUCCAGCUGACAAGCUUGAGUCCAUUUUUAUUACUAUUCCUAUUUUAAUUUCACGAUGCAUCUGGUGAUAGUUUGGUUUUGUUUUUUUACUGAAAUGACCAUUCUUUAGUGCCUCCAGCAAGUACUGAAAGAUAACAGGUUGUUGAUUUUCAUGGUGACUAUAAAAUGAUGCCCUCAUAUUUUAUGUUAAAGUGAUGCUGCUUUUUACAUUGGUUCUUUUUGUUCUGUCAAUAAAACUUUUAUACACU
Messenger RNA from Neolamprologus brichardi, 2597 nucleotides. It is a transcript of the gene poc1a, whose product is annotated as POC1 centriolar protein A. The record is from RefSeq and is a predicted model, not a curated record. Gene Ontology annotation, biological process: cilium assembly. Lineage: Eukaryota; Metazoa; Chordata; Actinopteri; Cichliformes; Cichlidae. Gene Ontology annotation, molecular function: protein binding. Gene Ontology annotation, cellular component: ciliary basal body; centriole.